AUGUAUUCGUGUUUCUCUGCAUCGGUGUUGGCAACAGCUGGCUUAUACCCUUCAUCCUCCUCCUCCUCUUCUGUACAGCACCCUACCGCCGAAACGCGGAACGGAACCUACUAUGGCAUCCAUCAGUCCAAAUGGCAUCAGGACUACUUCUUCGGUAUCCCGUACGCGCAGCCCCCUGUGGACGAGCUGCGAUUCCGCCCACCGCACUCUCUCAACACCUCCUGGACGGGCGAGCGCAACGCGACGGAGAUGGGUCCCAUGUGCUACGGGUAUGGGCCGACGCAGAUGGCCAAUGGCGAGCACGUGUCGGAGGAUUGCCUGACGUUGAAUGUAGUACGGGCAUCCAACGUGUCCUCGCCUAAGGGCUUACUCCCGGUGGUGGUGUACAUCCACGGGGGGCUCUUCAAGCACGGGGCGGGCAGCGACCCGCGCUACAACAUGACGUCGUUGCUGCAGGUGGGGGUGCAUAACGGGCAGGAGUUUGUCGGGGUGACGCUGAACUACCGACUCAGCUACUGGGGAUUCCUCUCCGGGGAGGAGGUGGCGCGCGAGGGGGCGACCAACCUGGGCUUGCGUGACCAGCGGUUGGCGCUGCAGUGGGUGCAGGAGAACAUCGCGGCCUUUGGUGGCGACCCAACCAAAAUUACCAUCUGGGGUCAGGAGGCAGGCGCCUUCAGCGUCGGCUUGCAGCUGCUAGCGUACGGGGGCCGCGACGAUGGGCUCUUCCGCGCUGCGAUCGCCCAGAGUGGCAGUCCCAUGCUGAUGUGGCCCUCCGCCUCGGCCACGGACUGGCAGCCGCUGUAUGAGGCCUUUCUAAAUGCUACGAACUGCACAGAUGCCGUCUCGGGCAGCACACUGGAUUGUCUACGCCGCGUUCCGGCCGCCACCCUCUCCGACGUUUUCAGCAGCGACCUCACCACGUUCAACCGGCCUAAUCCCGUCGUGGACGGCGAUUUUCUCCCAAAGUUGGGGUCCUCCGCACUCGAGGCCGGCGACUUCGUCAAGGUGCCCCUGCUGCUCGGCACCACACAAGACGAGGGCACCUGGAGCUAUUAUGGUGUCGAGGGGAUUAACACCACUGCCGAGUUCCGUGCCAUGGUCGAGUAUGAUGGGCUAAGCACUACCGCAGCCAGCAAGAUCGCGCAGCUCUAUCCAGACGACCCGGCCCAGGGCAUCCCGUCAACGCUGGACGGCCGACCCGGAAACGAAACGGGUCUGGGCUGGCAGUGGAAGCGAUCGAGCGCGUACAACGGAGACAAGAUAAUGCAGGCAGGUCGUCGCAUGGCCAGUCAAGCAUGGGCCAAACACGGCGUCGACGUUUAUACCUAUGUUUAUGACGUUCUCUUCCACGCCAAAUGGUGGCAGUACGGUGCACAGGAGCAGGACGACAUCGCCUUCCUCUUCCACAAUGUGACCCUGUCCGAGUCGCUCAGCCCCACCGAUCAGGCCGACCAGAAGAAAACAUUCGAGCCGCUGAGCUACCUGAUGACGAGCAUGUGGAUCAGCUUUAUCAGCACCUUGGAUCCGAACCAUAAUUCUAUUAACGGAACCAAGACUUGGCCCAAAUACAGCCUGGCCGAGCCCGAGGCAUUAGUAUUCGAUGUCAAUGCCACCGAGCUCUGUCGGGUGGAGCCAGAUACCUACCGGUCGGCAGCAAUUUCACACUGGAUGGAGCUGUUUCAGACAAGCGAGUAUCCGAGAUAG
Aspergillus japonicus CBS 114.51 is the source of this 1704-nucleotide messenger RNA. Its product is annotated as carboxylesterase/lipase family protein. NCBI's taxonomy places the organism in Eukaryota, Fungi, Ascomycota, Eurotiomycetes, Eurotiales, Aspergillaceae. The record is from RefSeq and is a predicted model, not a curated record. The transcript is spliced from 5 exons. The coding region runs from base 1 to 1704 and encodes 567 amino acids.